This is a messenger RNA of Onychostoma macrolepis, 3457 nucleotides long. RefSeq lists its product as uncharacterized. The coding region runs from base 160 to 1641 and encodes 493 amino acids. Gene Ontology annotation, molecular function: DNA-binding transcription factor activity; RNA polymerase II cis-regulatory region sequence-specific DNA binding. Gene Ontology annotation, biological process: regulation of transcription by RNA polymerase II. The record is from RefSeq and is a predicted model, not a curated record. Lineage: Eukaryota; Metazoa; Chordata; Actinopteri; Cypriniformes; Cyprinidae. The transcript is spliced from 5 exons.
CCCGGAUUGUAAUUGUCGCACAUUGUUGUACUUCCGUUUAUUACAGCCCACUGUUUCCUAAAGUAUGUUUACCGUCAUUUUUAUGAGCUCUCAAUGCAGAGUUUAGUUUUGAAUUAAACACAGGACAACAGCGUGGUGUGAAUUUUAGUCGCAGGCGGAAUGUCUCGCUGCGUUGCGUUACAGACGCAUCUAGCGUCCGUGGUGGAGGCGUUAGUUCAUGCCGCGAUCGCUGAAAUGGCCAAACUUAUGGAAGAGGAGACGCUUUCAUUUCUGAGCAGUGAUAUUGUUAGAGAUCACUGUGAAAACGAGGAGGUUGACUCAAGAAUGAAGAUGGACAAGGAGGAGAAAAUGAAGCAGUUUGCAUCCAUCAUGGAGAUACUGGGCAACGAGGCUCUUGGAAAAAUAAUCAAACUUGUCGAUGAAACCAAAUUUUUGUUGGAUCUGGAGUGCAAAACAUUUUCAGAAGAGGAACAUUCUUAUGAUGGAAGUGCGAGAAGCCUGGAAACAAGAACAAGAAAUGAGUCUGAUGAGGCUUCAGAAGGCCGUUCAGAAUCCCCACUGGUGCUGGCUGUGUCCAUCAGAGAUGAAUUUGGAAAUGUGAACUUGAAUUCCAUCGCUGCUGGUCACUUAAACGCAUCUUUAGAAGACAAAGAAGCAUCUGUUUUGCCAGAAGACAGCAGCGAAGAUCCUCAAAAUUCGGUUACAAUCUUUGGAAAGAGAUCCUUUAUUUGUUCAGAGUGCGGCAAGAGUUUCUCUUCUCAAAGCAACCUCAAAUCACAUCAGCGUAUUCACACUGGAGAAAAGCCCUUCGGCUGUGUUCUUUGUGGCAAGGCUUUCGCCCACAAACAAAGUUUGUCUGACCACCAACGAGUCCACUCAGGAGAAAAGCCAUUUGUUUGUAAAGUCUGCGGCAAAUGCUUCGGGAAAGCCGCACACCUCAAAACCCACGAAAUAAUCCACACCGGCGAAAAACCGUUCAGCUGCAGCGUUUGCGGAAAAAGAUUCAACAUUGCUCAAAAUCUUGCCAGGCACCAGCUCACGCACACAGGCGAAAAGGAGUUUCGAUGUUCAAUAUGCCAGAAAAGUUUCACACGGGCCAUGACGCUAAAGACGCAUCAACUUAUCCACACCGGGCAGAAACCGUACUCCUGCAUGUCUUGCGGGAAGACGUUUCGGCACGCCGUCAAUCUUAAAAACCACGAGCGCAUCCACACCGACCUGCGGCCGUUUAGUUGUGACCUAUGUGGCAAGACCUUCCGGCAGGCUGUGAAUCUGAAAAUCCACAAGCGGAUCCACACGGGGGAAAAACCUUUCACCUGCAAGGAGUGUGGGAAGAGCUUCAGUCAGCAGAGUAGCCUCAUUUCACACGGCCGCACUCACUCUGGAGAAAAACCCUUCGGCUGCAAUUACUGCGAUAAGUGGUUUAACAAUACGAACAGUCUAAAGCUGCACCAGAGGGUCCAUACUGGUGAGAGGCCGUACAAUUGUGAGGAUUGUGGCAAGUGUUUCAGUCAAGGUAGCCACCUGCGUACUCACAAACGCCACGUUCAUGGAGGAGGGAAGCAGUACAUCUGCGAUAAAUGCGGAAAGAGAUACGCAGAUCCUCGAAAUCUUAAAUUGCACAAAUGCUAUUAUGCAUAAACAUGGUGUUGUUCACAUUCGUCAUUGUAGAGAUACUUUUUUUCUAUGAUAGAUAAAUUAUUGGAGAAUAUGAUCUGAAUAUGAAUGCAAUAAUGGUGCACUUAUAAUACUCACCUUCAGGACAUCUAAGAUGUAGAUGGUUUUUUUCUUCAUCAGAACAGAUGAAGAGAAAUUACAUCACACACUCAUGAAUCCUCUGCAGUGAAUGGGUGCCGUCAGAAUCACAACAACCCGCAAGUAAUCCACACGAAUCUAGUCCAUCAAUUAACAGCUUGUGAAGUAGCAAACUCAUUUAAAUCUUGGAUUGACUGAGGGUGAGUACAUUUAUUUUUGAACAUUUUCACUUUUGGGUGAACUAUUAUUUUGAGUUGUGAAAUUUACGUGUAAUGGGGAUUGAAUCUCAAUUGCUGUGAUAGUGAUAUUUUUCUUCACAAAAUAUCAUAGUUUAUAUCAUGGGUCAUAUCAUAGAACAUUUUUGGACUAUUUUUUAGGACUGUUUUGUAUAAGUUACUAGUAAUCAAUGAUGGCGAUUUAUUUUGAAUGAUGAUGUUAUGUUUUCUACCUUUCUUUAUUAGUGUGGAUUCGAAUUGAAAAAGCUCAUUGUACGACUUUAUAAUAUAUGUUUAAUAUAACUGUAAGAAAAAAAAUAUUACCAGAGAGUUGGUUUGAUAUUUAAAAUUCUGAUUGGCAUUGAUAUGGUCAAAUAUUUUAUUAUUUUUCUUGCCCUGUUUUCUGUCAAAACAUUUAUAUUUGAUUCAUGAAAACGUUGCCAAAUACAGUUUUCAAUAAAGCAUUGUUCUUGUUGUGUGAGUAUAUUCAUCUGCUUUGAAUUAUAAAUUAUAAUACACUGUUAGUGAAGACUGUAACAACAGGAUAUGUUUGAAAUGUAUUGCCACACUAUUGCUGUGCAUAGUCUGCAAGUUUUUUGGUAUGCAUUGAAUAUGUAUGUGUUCUAGUACAUUUGCGCACAUUUUGAUUUUGGGCUUAUUUGGUGUCAUUAAGCACAUCAAAAUGUUUGAAAUAUUUUAGUAUACAGACAUAUAACAUUUGUUUAUUUUUAGGUUGUUCAACAUGAGGUGUUCUUUCCAUGAUCCUUUCCUGGGAAAAUAAGUUUUCGAAGAUUACAACCCAUAUGCUAAGAAAUGCCCUUUAAGAACAUUGUUCUGCUAUGAAGAAACAAUACUGCUAUCAUCCAUCAUUACUUUUUUUCUUCAACUUUAUGUCAGUGUAUAAAGGAAAGUCUAUCUUUUUAUCUGUGCAUUUCUUUUGUUUCUCAGCAUUUAAUCUCCUUUUUGCCUUCAAUUCAUUUUAAAUGCUCCUGCAGUGUGACAAAUGUCUGUUUAAAAUGCAAGUGUUCUGUGUAGUCUCAGUUCAUUUGAGAUUAUAAAGUGCAACCAACCAGCAGUAUUGGGUAAUUAAUUACUGAAAUUUAAUUGCUGUUCCCUUGAAAAAGUAAGGGAUUACUCUUAAUUUUUCUGUAAUUUAAUUACAGUUACUUGUGAUGUAACUGCAUUAAAUGCUGUUUAGACUAUAGAACAAAUCUAAAUAAAACAAUACACUGCAAAAAAAUGCUUUUCUUACUUAGAUAUUUUGUCUUGUUUCCAGCCAAAAUAUCUAAAAAAAUCUUAUAUCAAGGAUUUUCUAGACAAGUAAAAAUUAUUGUCUUGUUUUCAGAAAGUGAGUUUUUGCUUGGAACAAGCAAAAUAAUCUGCCAAUGGGGCAAGAAAAAUAAUCUUGUUUUCUGGUUGAAAUAAUAUUAUUUUUCUUAUCCCAUUGGCAGAUGAUUUUUCUGAUUUUUGUUCCAAGCAAAAACUCA